Molecule: messenger RNA, 1026 nt
Organism: Durusdinium trenchii
Lineage: Eukaryota; Dinophyceae; Suessiales; Symbiodiniaceae
Source: the annotation of a GenBank genome assembly
AUGCAGUUGGCAGCUAUGCGCAAUGAGAGUUCCGAGCCUCAGUUUCGAGCGCGCGCUGGACGCCUGGACAAGUGGCGGGAGAUGGCGCAGAAGGCCCGCGAGGAUCUCAAGCUGCCUCUUGCGCCAAUGGAGCGCAUCAUGCCGGGAAACAUCGUGCUCUUCCACACUCCGGGCAACAACGAAAUCCAGUUGGGCCUUGUGAUGACCCUGUGGAAAGGUGUGAAGCAGCCAAAGCAGUAUGCAUCAGAGUGUCCACUGGACGCGUGCGUGGCAUUUAGGGCCGUGGAGUUAGACUUGGUGAACACAGAUGAUCCAACCAAAUGGAAGUGUGGCUCCACAUCCAAUGCUUGGGUUGUGCGAAUUGAAGCCUUGGUGGCAAUUCUCAGCUGUGAGCGAAGCAUGAAGCCGCUUCUGAGCACCGACCACAUGCACUUUGUGAUUUCGCAAGCUUCAGCUGAAGCUCUUGCCAAAGUUCCUGAUUUGGAAACAUGGAUGGUUGCUCCAACGAUGGUCCGGGGCAGUGGAAUGAAGCCAGCGCCAGCAGCAGACCCCAAAAAGAAGACAGCGAAGAAGGUAGCGUCUACCAUUUCCAAGCUUGCCGGCAAAAAGUCUUCCAAGAAACCAGCCGUAGUGAAUUUGGAUGAGUGCGAGUUGAAGUUCAAGAGGACAAAGCUUGGCAGAUCCCGAAUUGCAAGCGACCUCGAGAAUUUGAGCAAGAUGGACUGGCAGAGCUUUCCAGGGAAUCCGAUCUUUAACUCAGAUGGAGAAAAUCGCAUGAAGCUCGCGAAUGCCAACCAAGCCAACUUGCCGAAUGUCUUGAAGUUUGGCCCGUGGUUCAACCAGUACAGGCAGCCUGCGCAGUAUGAUGAAGCAGUGAGAAAGCUCUUGGAUCACUGCACGAGCCAGAUGACCCGCAGCCCGAGCACCCGGCAGGCAUUCAUGCGAUUGGUCAAGGAGAUUGCCGAUUACGUGACUGCUCAGAAUGGCCGGUUGCCUGCUGCUGAAAACGCAGACGAAGACCUGUGA